This is a messenger RNA of Anastrepha ludens (Mexican fruit fly), 2342 nucleotides long. RefSeq lists its product as uncharacterized. The transcript is spliced from 4 exons. The record is from RefSeq and is a predicted model, not a curated record. Lineage: Eukaryota; Metazoa; Arthropoda; Insecta; Diptera; Tephritidae. The coding region runs from base 691 to 1374 and encodes 227 amino acids.
GUGUGAAAUGUCACCUUGACAACGAGCAUAAACUUUAAAUUGUUUGAUCGAUACUUUACAAGAUAUCGAUCGCUACAGCCGUCUACCGAGAAAAUAUUGGAUUUCUUUUCCUCCAAACUAAUAUUAAUAACGAAAAAAUAGAAAUUAAAAAAAAUUAAAUUAAAACUCUAAAAAUCCGGUAAAAAAAUCGUCCCGGUCAACUUAAUGUCUACUGUCUUGCGAUCAUCACUUUGUUAGUCAGCUGAGCUUGACUUGCCGGCGCGGGCUUGGUCAUUCGAGAACGUGACUCCACUUAAAACGGGUGUGUCGUACCAAAGCACUUACUUGUACGCAAUUAAGGUGGUAUUCAGUGGAAUAGAACGCUGCGUGACUGUGUUGCUUAGACUGAAAGACAACAUAUGUAAGUACAUAUGCAUGUACUUGAAAAAAGUGGCAAAUAAAGAAUAAAUUCUAAAUUUGAUUCAUUCUUCUCAAUCAGUGUGCCGCCGCCAGUAGGCGAUCAACAAGUGCUGUAGUGCGCGUGAAUCGAGGAAGUAAAAAUACCGAAGAAGUGUGAGAAAUAAAACCACGAAAGUCAUUAAUCAAAACAAUAACAGCGAAUACAAUAAAAAUAAAACAACAAUACAUAGUAAAACAAUCAAUUGAUUUAACAAAAAAAAAAAGAAGAAAUAAUAGCAAACAAGCGCCAAGAUGUCAACGUACGCCAAUCAAAAGCUGAAAUUUAUUUUUAAAUUAAUCACAGUUUUAACUGUACUAGUGCAAGGAACGCUCGGUCAAUCGUUUUUACUCAGUUUGGGACAAAAUCAACGCAACUUCUUUGCGGAGGGCAAUUCACGGGAAGCUUUCUUGAAUACACCUUUAAGCGCUCAUCUGAAUUACACGGAUACAGUUUCGAAUAGGCAUUUGGAAACACAUGACGAGUUUGAUGACAACAACACAACGAUAAUUGUUAUUAAAAGCACAUUGCGUGAACAAUCCCACGAAUUAUCACAGACUGCCAUGGAUAUCAUAACGAUCGUGUGGUAUGUGGCCACAUUUCUGGCAUUGGCAGCCUUCUUUCUACUAAUGGCUUGCUCAGAAAGACGCUGUACGCAGAAUCGGCGCAAUGUUUUGGACAAUGAAACACCAAUCGCGCCGCCCACACCAUCGCCAUCGUACAGUGAAUUUGCGCCACCCAGCUACGAGACAGUGAUCAAAAUGCAACACGAUGCCAAAACGAGCGUAUUUGUGAUACCUUUUGCGCCAUUGGAUGUGCCAGGAAGCAAAGACGUUAGCAACAACAGCAAUGGCAGUAGUUUGCAUACGCCGCAGACGCCUACAACACCAGCAAUAAAUUUCUACACGGUGAAUGAGUUGGAAAAAUUCGGAUGUUAGUUUAACAGCUAGGCAAUAAGCAGAUAUCUAAAGCAGUUGCUCGAGUUAAGUGGGCGAUCAUUAUGUAGGCCUUUUGAGUUUGAGCGCAAGGCUUAAUCCUGAUAAAAUAUCUGAAACAUGUCAAAAUGAUCAAUGCCGCGUCGCGGGUUAGGCCAUGCAUUAUUUUUUAUUUAAUUUAGUCAACGCGCUAGGGCGACUGCUUUAGCCCUAGAUAAAAGCUAAUUACCUGUAAACAUGUGUACACAAGUAGUAUAUAUGUACAUGCAUAUGCAUGUUUGCAUAUGUAUGUGGGUAUUUCCAAAGCGAAACGAAGAAAAUUGUCUCAAAUGAACUGUGAUAUAAUGGUAGUUGAAGUUGUAUACGCUUAAAUUUCUUUGCAUAUUUAAGUAGGCUUUGAUGCUUCAUUGCAAGUCAAUAAAGUUAACAGAAAAGAAUAAUAUUACAUAUAAAAUAUGCAUUUAUGCAUACGAACGUAGUAAAUAUUUUUGUAACUCACCUUGACAAUCGCCAAUGAUUGCCAUGCAAAACGUAGUUAAAUAGUUCUAAAUACAUAAAUCAUUAAGCCUUUAACCCUUUUAUUGCUUAUAAUGCAUACAUAUAUUCUAUUAUAUAAUAAUAUGAAUCGAAUGUAUGUAUGUAUAUGCAUGCAUGGAAAUAUAAAUUAUAUGUAGUUAUUGUUACUUCCAUAAAUAUUGUAGAUGUGUAAGCUGAAGACUGAAUUAAUUGCGAGAAUAUGCAAAUCCAAUAUUUUCCAGUGUAAUUAGUCGUAGCUUUAAGUUUUUCUACUAUUCAUGAAAAUUUUGUUUCAAAAAAAGUUAGAGCAAAUAACAAACGUUUUAUUAAAUUGUAAAAAAAAAUAUUACAAUUAAGCGCCCAAAGGGCGAAACAAGUAUUAUGGAAUAGUUUAAGAAAAAGUGGAUAAAUUGAAUUAAAUCAACUGAAUGAAAUAAUAAUAAGAAAAAAUUGUA